AUGGCCAUGACAGCUUUCUGUCACGGUCUGACGUCAUCAGACGGCGGCACCGCGCCGCCCUGCUGGAUCUGCCUCAGCUCCGAAGGCAUCCCCGCGCACCCCUGCGCCUGCCCGCGCGCCGCGCACCCGCGCUGCCUCGCGCGGUGGCAGCUGCAGCAGGCGGGGCGCCCGGAGGAGGUCGAGUGCCGCUUCUGCGGCGCCGGCUACGGCGACUGGCGAGAGCAGCUCGCGCCCGACCCUGGGCUGGCGCCGGCCACGCCGGUCAUGGCGGUCAACGCCGGCGGCCGCGUGCACAAGAUACGGGUGCAGCCCGGCCCCGAGGGCAAGGCUGCCUUCCGCCGGGAGGUGCGUGUGAAUUUGGGUUAG
Messenger RNA from Monoraphidium neglectum, 366 nucleotides. RefSeq lists its product as hypothetical. The record is from RefSeq and is a predicted model, not a curated record. Gene Ontology annotation, molecular function: zinc ion binding. The transcript is spliced from 2 exons. The coding region runs from base 1 to 366 and encodes 121 amino acids. NCBI's taxonomy places the organism in Eukaryota, Viridiplantae, Chlorophyta, Chlorophyceae, Sphaeropleales, Selenastraceae.